AUGCGAUUACUACUUGGAUUACAACGUGCUCGAUCUGUUGCUUUAACAGAAGAUGAUGAUAUUGUUGUGAUGCAAAAUACAAAAUAUGAGUCACAAGACCCCUCUCUACUUAUAACUUAUAGACGUAUAGCAAUUAAAGACAAAAUUCGUUUACACACACCAACUCAAUUACUGGAUAAAUCUGUUUAUCGUAGUCCUAAAAACAUAAUAGUGUUAAAGACGAUGG
This is a messenger RNA of Entrophospora sp. SA101, 226 nucleotides long. The record is from the annotation of a GenBank genome assembly. NCBI's taxonomy places the organism in Eukaryota, Fungi, Glomeromycota, Glomeromycetes, Entrophosporales, Entrophosporaceae.